AGUGCGCCUGCCCGCAUUCAAUAUGGCGACUUGGGGUUGAAUAGCAGCAGUUUCAUCUGCUUUUCUGUAGAUGUACAUAUGAAUGUGUGUCCCCAAAUAGUUUUUUUUUUUUAUUUUUUAAAAAAAGCAACAGUUUUCCAUUUCACGCUAUAUAUCACUGCAGCCUGCUGAGAAUGACGAAUAGAACGGCAUAUUUUUACGAUCCCGAUGUAGGCAACUUCCAUUACGGUGCUGGACAUCCCAUGAAACCUCACCGCCUGUCUCUCACUCACAGUCUGGUAUUGCACUAUGGACUCUAUAAGAAGAUGAUGGUUUUUAAGCCGUACAAGGCCUCCCAGCAUGACAUGUGCCGUUUCCACUCGGAGGAUUACAUUGAUUUCCUGCAGAAAGUGAGUCCCAACAACAUGCAGGGGUUCACCAAGAGUCUCAAUACCUUCAAUGUAGGAGAUGACUGUCCCGUAUUUCCAGGGCUUUUUGAAUUCUGUUCAAGAUACACUGGAGCCUCAUUGCAAGGAGCAACACAGUUAAAUCAUAAGAUCUGUGAUAUUGCUAUUAACUGGGCUGGAGGUCUACACCAUGCAAAGAAAUUUGAGGCUUCUGGAUUUUGCUACGUCAAUGAUAUUGUCAUCAGUAUACUUGAACUUCUAAAGUAUCAUCCUCGGGUUCUGUACAUCGAUAUUGAUAUCCACCACGGCGAUGGUGUGCAGGAGGCCUUUUACCUCACUGACAGAGUUAUGACUGUAUCAUUCCACAAGUAUGGAAACUACUUUUUUCCUGGGACAGGGGAUAUGUAUGAAGUGGGAGCCGAGAGUGGCCGCUAUUACUGCCUAAAUGUGCCCCUUCGUGACGGCAUUGACGAUCAAAGCUACAGGCACCUCUUUCAGCCAGUAAUCAAACAAGUAGUAGAUUAUUACCAGCCUACGUGUAUAGUUCUACAGUGUGGAGCUGAUUCUUUAGGGUGUGAUCGAUUAGGUUGUUUUAACCUUAGCAUACGCGGACACGGGGAGUGUGUUGAAUUUGUGAAAGGUUUCAAAAUCCCUUUAUUAGUACUUGGAGGAGGUGGAUACACGGUACGCAAUGUUGCACGUUGCUGGACAUAUGAAACUUCUUUGCUUGUUGACGAAUCGAUCAGUGAUGAGUUGCCCUACAGUGAAUACUUUGAAUAUUUUGCUCCUGACUUUACUCUGCACCCUGAUGUUAGUACAAGGAUAGAGAAUCAGAACUCAAGACAGUACCUGGACCAGAUAAGGCAGACGGUGUUUGAGAACCUGAAGAUGCUUAAUCACGCGCCGAGUGUCCAGAUUCACGACGUUCCUUCAGACUUACUGAGCUACGAGAGGACAGACGAGGCUGACCCAGAUGAACGGGGAUCAGAGGACAACUACUCAAGACCAGAGCCAGCCAAUGAGUUCUAUGAUGGAGACCACGAUAAUGAUAAAGAAAGUGAUGUCGAGAUCUGAGGGACCGACUUUGGGAGGAGGUCGCCUUUUUAGGCACAUGUCGACAUUGUCAACAGGAGGGGGUUUGACGGUGGUAAUCAACUGCAAACCGAGACAAACCCGCUGUGAUGUUUUAGUUGGAUUCUCUUGGUUAGGAUGAAAGUUAGCGUCACUGCUUUGAACGAGAUUCCCACCGCUCACUGGAGUAGCGAGGAGCAAACAACAGCAAAAAUGGCAUCGACAUCUGGCGAGGGAUGGAAGUGAAUGCGUAAAGCAAACUACUCCGUGGACGAUGUUUUGCAUAUUAUUAGUGAAUUGGACUCGGACUUGUCGGACUCCGAUUUUAAUCGAAAAUGAAUGUGAAGUGCUGAAUAGGAUCGUGUAGCCGACAAACCUAUGGCAAUAUUUGCCUGGAAGGACCACCACUUACAAUGACGAGAAAUACAAACCAGAUUGUGAUGCACUGCAACCAUGACUGCCCCCCGCAACCCACCCCAUGAAGACAGCCUGGCAACCAGCCUCCUGCGCAUUCCUGGUGGCCACAGCAACAGAUGCUUUAUGUUGAUUUCUGUGGGAAACUGUUGUUUUGUGUUUUUUGGAAAAAAUAUUUAUCCCUCAAAGUGUUAAUAAGGCCAAUACUGAUUAGGAACUUCCUGUAAUAAGAAUUGUCCAAUUCAAAUCAAACUUUAUUAGUCACACACAAUUCAAUUAUGCACAGUACAACAUGUGGUCAAGUGCUUAGUUCUGCUCGACUCCAAGACGGUGUGAUGUAAAAACAACAUAAUAAAGACAGAAAUUGAAUACAAAAGUUUUUAAAUAACUAGGGGGCUCUGCACCCCGCUCACUUCGCCCACCAACCCUGCUAGCCACUUCACGGAUCUGCCGCUCGCGUGUGGGAAAGCAGAUGUACAAUUUAAACAGGUUGUUAUUUUCAUGGGAAUUGUUACGUAUGCAUAACAGAACUAACUAUUUUACAUUACAGCAUGUAAUUAACCAGAGUAAAAAACAGUAAAAUGUAAUAAAUUGAAAGAAAAUUCUGUUUCAUGUUGAGUUAGAGGUAUUCGUUACGUGUUAUGUUUUCGUUCUGUUUGGCUUUGAAAUUAACACGCAAGUACUUAUUAAACUUACACUUUU
Molecule: messenger RNA, 2573 nt
Organism: Polypterus senegalus (gray bichir)
Lineage: Eukaryota; Metazoa; Chordata; Cladistia; Polypteriformes; Polypteridae
Gene: hdac3
Product: histone deacetylase 3
Exons: 16
Coding region: 174-1460 (428 amino acids)
Molecular function (GO): histone deacetylase activity
Source: RefSeq, a predicted model, not a curated record